Molecule: messenger RNA, 3946 nt
Organism: Prorocentrum cordatum
Lineage: Eukaryota; Dinophyceae; Prorocentrales; Prorocentraceae
Source: the annotation of a GenBank genome assembly
AUGAGCGGGGGUGGGGUAGGGUGGGCCUCCGUGGCGGAGGCCGCGGCCGGGGCCGCCGACGGCGGCGCCUCGGGCUGGGCUGCCGCCGUGGCGGCCGCCGCUUGCCCGCCCGACGGCUGGGGCGCGCUGGCGGCCAGCGCCGCGGCGUCGGCGGAGAGCGCCACGGAGGGCGCCGGGGCGUGCGUCCGCGGCGGGGGCGCGCGCGGCCGCGCGCUCGCCGCCGCGGACCUUGCGCCUGCUGGCAGCGCGGCUGCGCGGCGGCUCCGAGAUGCGUGGGUCACCGACGUCGCUGCUGGUGGGCGUGAGCAGCCGCUGCCAGCCGUGGAGGCGGCGCUGGCUGCCGCCCACGACGCGGUCGUCGACGAGGACGACUGGGCGCUCUUCGGGCCCAGCGACGAGGAGGAGCAGCUCGACGCGGAGGCCGAUGCCAUCGCAGGCCCAGUCGCGCAUGCCGACGCGGACGUGGCCUUGGCAGCUGUGGCCGGCGCGCCAGUGCGGGCGCCCACGCGGGCCGAGGCUCGAGUGGAGCUUGCGCAGCUCGUGGAGCAGACGUGCGCGAUCGCGGAGGCGAAUUCGCGCGCGGAGCGGGACUUCGUCGCAGCGCGCAUGACGCUGCCAUUCCACCAGGAGUGCAGCAACCUCGGCGUUGGCCACCGCCGCGCUGAUGGCAUCCUGCGCGCUGUUGCCGCCGCGUGCGUGUCGGUGCAGAAUCGGGACGUGUGCAAGAUGAUUCGCCAGUUGACGCGAUCCAUCUUGGAGCGAGGUGGCCGAGCACUGACGUGGUCAGAAAGCGUCAGGUAUGACGAGACGCCGAUGCACAUGCGGCUCACGGACACCGAGAAGGCGGCGCCAGCAGCAGUGGACUCAGCCAUGCCAGCGGCCAUCGUGCCCGCCGACGGGCCGCUGAGGCUGGCGCCGAUCAGCGCCAGCUGCUCGAGCUCGCACGUCGCCAAGAUCUCGAACACUGAGCGGGUCUUCUCGAUGCUGUACCACAUCCCCGACGUCGGGUACGUCGGCGUGCGCGUGCCGCUGGAGACGCCCAUCCAGUCCUUGAGCAGGACCACAGGCGAGGUGCUCUACGACGCGCUCAAGGCCAGCCGUCCGCCGAUAGAGGACGACGUGCUGCAGCAGUCCGGCCGACGACAGCGGCUGGUUUGCACGGACGGCGCGAGCGGGAUCACCAAGAUGGAGUCAAAGUGCGAGGUGCACGUGGUCUUCAAGUGGCACACGUGCGCGUUCCACCACGUGAAGGCCGACACCAGCUGCAUGGUGCACGCGGCGAAGGCGCUGCGCUGGCAGGACGGCAUGCGCUCGUUCAGGGCCGCGCUCCGACAGGAGCUGCAGGACACGCUUCAGUACCGCUGCGACAUGUGGCCUUCGCCUGCGGACGUCGCCCGCAACACCAAGUGCUUGGACCUCUUCUUGUCGGAGACGUCGGCCCAUCGGCGACUUCGUCGCGUCGUCAUCCUCUCGCUGGCGACCCGGGACUGGACCGAGAGGGGCUGUGCGGAGCACUUUUGCGACGGCUGCCGCCUGUCCCGUGCCGAUUGCGCGUCGAAGUUCACGACGCUCUUCGUGGCAACAGACGGGGUUUGGCCGAGUUCGAGGUGGACGGGCUUCGACCACAGCGUCGAUUGGAUGGGCGUCUUGGAGUCGUGCCACGGCUUGCUGACCCGCGUCUUCCUCAAGUGGUCGCGCGUGAGGGGGUGGCCGCUGGCACGUUUCUACUUGCACCCCCCUCGGCCUUCGAAGACCUACCAGUUCACGGACGGUGGGAGGCUCACGGUGAUCAGGAGGGCCCUGGAGCCGCUCAGGAAGAUCAUGUCCAAGUACUUGGACCACGCCGGCGUCAAGCACGACGACCUGAUGGAGUACCUCAAGGUCCAGGCUGCGGCGGGAAGGUGCGGUGACUGCACCGACAAGCUGCUUCCAGUGGUCGCUGCGUGCAAGCAGGUGUUCGAAGGCGAGUUCCUCCGGGACCUGAGGGCCCUCAACCUGACCGAGGGGCCGUGGGACAUCAUCACGCCUGGGCUCAGGACGCGUGACCUUCGCACGCUGGCGCUCAUGAUGCUAAGCGAGAUCGGCUGCCUAUGCCGCGAGCUCACCAACGACUGCGACAACAUGAAGGACGAGUGGAGCAAGGCGUUGGUCGAAAAGUACGCAAAGACCGAUCAAGGCUUGCUCAACCCAGACCUCAACGCUGAGCUGAUGCACACAGCCCUCAGCAUCAGGCGUGAGACUUGCAGCAUCGAGUCCAGCCACGCGGCCAUCCGAAGGAGCCUCGCCGCGCUGAGCUUGCAGACCCACCCGAUUCACAUCAGGCGCCUGUCAGCACUGAGGACAUGCCAGCGGUUCCGCACGCGGCGGCAGCGGCUGCGCAGCGGGCCUGGGCGUCACGUGAUCAAGACCACGGUGAAGCAGGCGGCCAGCAAGAAGGCUGCAGCCAGGACGGGCUCUCCCGACUUCGCGGGGCUCGGGCGGGCGCACGCGGCGUUGUCCGCCCAGGAGAAGGCCGUGCUCAUGGAAGUGGGACAGGCCGCCACCAGAGCAGCACGUGCUGGCAAUAAGAAUCCGUUCGGAGGGAGCUCGCGCUUACUCGAGGCGCGGGCUAGGAAGGCUGACCUUGCGCGUCGAGUUCAGGACCUGUCAGAGAGCAAGCGCGCUGCGUUGCUGAACUCGGCUGGCGGGAUUCAGGGCGACGUCGCAGUGGCCACCUACGACGGCAUCAUCGGCAUCGCCUCGUCGAACCCCAAGCACCUCACGGAGAUGGCAGACUGUCGGCAGCUUGAGCGCGCUGAGCGGGCUUGGCGCGCCUCCGACAAGGCCUUGAUCAACGACGUCGUGUCGAAGUGGUGUUCGGAGGAUGGCGCGGCGGCGAGGGAGAAGUGCUUGUCCCACGAGUCGGAGAUCAAGGCGAGACUCAACGAGUUCCUCCCCGUUGUUCCUCCGCGCCAGGGUUUCCAGCUCUUCGAAUGGGAGCCUGUGGGCGUCUUAGAGCGGGUUGCCAGAGGGCUUUCGGUGCAUCGAUCCAUCAUCCCCGACAUCUUCGCCGCCCUGGCAAAGUACUGGGACGACAUUCACGACACGAUCGACCACCAGCCGCGCCCUGAGUGGGACGAGAACGAUUGCAGUGGCAGUGGCAUCUCAGCUUGUACGUUUGCAAGCAUGUGCGUGUGCAAGGGCGCUGGGCUAGAGGUCCAGAAGUUCGUGGAUCACUUCGAUGCUGCUGUGAAGCUGGCGUGCCCAGUCGGGCGCAUCAGAACAGAGAGCUUGGCCCACGGCUACAUCUGUGUGUACGUCUUCGCGCAGCGCCAGCCUACUGACGACGAUGAGGACAUCGAUGUCGCCACGAACGGCCUUGUCGAGCGGCUGCCAAUCGUCGACGACAUGUGGCUGCACAUCGGCAGCCACAGCUUAUCGCCAUGGCGGUCGUGCUUUCAGACCUUGCGCGGCCCGACGGGUCCGACGCAUCCGAGCAUCGGGGUGAGCAUCCAUCGAUUAGAGGCCACUGUACAGUUCGCGACGCCGUGGCAGGCGUUCAAAGACUUCGACAGGGAUCUUCGGUGGUCUGUGUGCGUGUACCACAUGGACGUGAGGGUCAGCCCGAUCGGCACGUUCGUGCCGAACUGCGUCGACGUGCACUUGCUGGAAGAUGACGAACAGCCAGGCGCCCCGACGUGCAGGGUCAUCUGGAAGCCGCCGUGGGCGAAGUGGAGGAAAAAGCAGAUCAAGCACCCUAAGAAGGACGCAGACGUGAAGUCUGGGUGGCACUCCAUCGAGCCGAUCGAGAACGUCAAGCAGGACUGCGACGAGGACCACAAGUCAGACGAGGACGAUGGCGACGAACAGCCUGACCAUGGACGCGAACUCCCUGGAGGCGACGCCGUUGCUGGUAGCGUUGGUGAUGCAGGUGGCGGCAGCGCAAGCGGCAUGGACGCCGAGGACG